Drosophila gunungcola (fruit fly) is the source of this 1121-nucleotide messenger RNA. RefSeq lists its product as uncharacterized. The record is from RefSeq and is a predicted model, not a curated record. Lineage: Eukaryota; Metazoa; Arthropoda; Insecta; Diptera; Drosophilidae. Bases 110 to 757 code for a protein of 215 amino acids. The transcript is spliced from 3 exons.
GGCAGCCAGUUCAGUUGUACGACGCACCCGCAGCGAACCGAUCGCAGAGCCGGAACCCUUAAAAUAUAGAACACUAACCGAUAUAAGUUACUAAACCGCAAGUGACAUCAUGUGCAAAAGUGUGAUGAUUUGUUUGGCCCUAGUGGCCUCCAUUUCGAUGGUGCUGGUCCAAGGCCAAACCCAAACCCAACAAACCUGCGCUCAAGCUACCAGCCUGGACUUUAAUAACCAGACCUAUUUCAGUGGCCAAUGGUUCGAGGUGGCCCGCAAUCCGGCCGCGAGUGUGGCCUGCAUUACCCUCAACGUUGGUUUCUGGCAAAACACCAAUAUGCUGGUUAAUGUCAGCCAUUCGAGCAGUAGUACCUCGCUACUGGCCGAUGUCCAUGAGAGUGCGAAUAUAACGCUGGUGGCCGGAUCCACUGCCGGCUACAAUGUGAGCAUUGUGAAGGGCAACCAGCAGGAGCACGUCUUCAUCAAGCUGCUGCAGUUUGUGAACAACACCUACCUGACGGGAUGCAGAUAUACUGGCAGUGACGCGUCGACCAGCGCCGGUUUUAUUUUGGCCAGAUCAAAUUACACUGCUGAAGGCGUGAAGAUUGCAAACACGAAUGCUUCUGCGUACUAUAGCAACUUCCAGGCCAGCACCUACGGCAAUGUCACGCAGUUGAAUUGCUAUGCCAGCUCUGCCGGACAGACUGGACCUCUGACUCUAAUUUCUGGCUUCCUGGCCCUCGCUCUGCUGCUGAUCAAGGCCUAAAGAAGGAGAUGUAACAUACUGCUGUGCCUAGCUGACAUAAAAAAAUAUCCAAACCAAAACAAUUGCCCCAGUUAUUGCGUCAUUUCUUUAUUUAGUUUUUAGUUGACUUUAAACUCUCCGCUUUGCAAUUGAGUCAAGGCGAAACGAUGUCAAUAAAAGUAAACCGAAAUGGGAGAGGGCCCCUUAAAAAACCCUCUCCGAAAAUAACAAAACUCGAUAAAAGGUGUACAGACAAUAUCAGUAUUCUCAACGCUCUGCUGCAAUCAGUGCUUUAAUUUGCUGGCAACUUGUUCAAAAGUAUGCGUGAUAAGAUAAACGUUAACGACAACAAAAUAUAUGACUAUGCCACCAAUUCACCCAACAA